AGAAUUAAAAAAAAAAAAACAUUCUAACAAUUUUUUCUUAGAAAGUAUGAGUUACCAACUUUAUCGCAAUACAACAUUGGGAAACAGUCUGCAGGAAAGUUUAGAUGAGUUGAUUCAGUCACAGCAAAUUACUCCACAAUUAGCUUUACAAGUUCUUUUACAGUUUGAUAAAGCGAUAAACAAUGCACUUGCAACAAAGGUUAAAAACAGGAUUAAUUUUAAAGGUCGUCUAAAUACAUACCGAUUUUGUGACAAUGUUUGGACUUUUGUUUUGAAUAAUGUGACUUUUCGAGAAGUUGGUGAUGCAGUCAAAGUUGAUAAAGUAAAAAUAGUUGCAUGUGAUGGCAAAGAAUCAAGAGCAAGUGAAGAAUAAAUUAAAAACAAUAGUAAAAUUCAAAAUAAUUAAAAGUGAUCAAAUCAGAUGCAGUCUAAUUAUUGUUAUAAAAAAUUUUUUAGUUAAAUUAUUUAUGGAGAAGGCAUAUUUAAAUGUUAUUUUUUGAUUUAUUUUUCUUGGAAAAAAAUUAUUUUAUUAACCUGGAGUUAAAACUUGUUGUAUUUAAUUACCACAAAUGGUUGUUAUGGUCACAAUUAAAAUAUUUAUCAUAAAUAACUUAA
Molecule: messenger RNA, 615 nt
Organism: Hydra vulgaris (swiftwater hydra)
Lineage: Eukaryota; Metazoa; Cnidaria; Hydrozoa; Anthoathecata; Hydridae
Product: transcription initiation factor IIA subunit 2
Biological process (GO): transcription initiation at RNA polymerase II promoter; RNA polymerase II preinitiation complex assembly
Cellular component (GO): transcription factor TFIIA complex
Molecular function (GO): RNA polymerase II general transcription initiation factor activity; TBP-class protein binding
Source: RefSeq, a predicted model, not a curated record